Molecule: messenger RNA, 2912 nt
Organism: Sebastes umbrosus (honeycomb rockfish)
Lineage: Eukaryota; Metazoa; Chordata; Actinopteri; Perciformes; Sebastidae
Gene: npy2r
Product: neuropeptide Y receptor Y2
Exons: 3
Coding region: 547-1692 (381 amino acids)
Biological process (GO): G protein-coupled receptor signaling pathway
Cellular component (GO): membrane
Molecular function (GO): neuropeptide Y receptor activity
Source: RefSeq, a predicted model, not a curated record
UCUUUUCUUGUUCCGACAUUCACAUUAAAACAAAGUCAUCAUUUACAGUCUGCUCCACCUCCUAAAUUCAUGGGGGAAACUCGUAACAUGCCCUUCUAUUCAGGGUUUCCUGUUUUUUCUCAUUACUUCACCAUCUGUGUAGUUGCACUAUGGGCUAAGUGGUCUUUUGCCAAGGAGGCUGCUUGACACUAACUCAAUUUCCAAUGGCCACAUGGUGUCUUGGUUUGUAACAGUGAUAAUCAAAUUAUGAGCCCGAUUACCAGCCACAGGCUUAACAGUUUGAAAGCGGUCAGCUACAUUGUACUGCACUCUAAAUGGUAAAAACGCUGUCGUUGACUAUAAUAUAAACUGUUAGGGUUACUUCAAGUGAGGUGUCUAAUGAUGAUGCAUUUUGUGGGCUGUGGAGUAAAGUCAAUGAAACUUCAGGAUGUAUUCAACCCCUUUCUGCGGUCAGGCCUUUAGGGGACUAGAAGAAGAAACAUGACAAAAGCUGUCACUGAACUUCACUGCUGGCAGAAACAAUGAGAGGAAUCUGAAAACCUGCAGAUGGAGGAGAGUGACUUAUGGGGACUGUUCGCCAUGGAUACAGCAGAUGAACUCAACACAACUCAAGUGGAAGAACUUGAACUUCAAUCUUCCAACUGCUGCUCAACUGCCGGCACAAUAAACGAUGAGAACUAUUUGAAGCUGGACGACAGCACGAAGCUGGUUGCAGUUCAAGUUGUUCUCAUCCUUGCUUACAGCACAAUCAUAUUGUUUGGAGUCAUUGGAAACUCCUUAGUGAUAUAUGUCGUCUUCAAGUUUAAAAAUCUUCGGACUGUCACCAAUUUCUUUAUCGUGAACCUAGCUGUGGCGGACCUGCUGGUGAACACGCUGUGUUUGCCGUUCACCCUCGUCUACACUCUGUACGGCGAGUGGAAGUUCGGUCAGGUGUUGUGCUUCAUGCUGCCCUGCUCUCAGGGCAUGGCGGUGCACGUGUCCACCAUCACAAUGAACGUCAUCGCCCUGGACCGCCACAGGAGCAUCGUCUACCUCAUGGAGACCAAGAUGUCCAAAGACAUGUGCGCUGUGGUAAUCCUCAUCACUUGGGCCGUCAGUGCCCUGUUGGCCAGCCCGCUCGCCAUCUUCAGGGAGUACGGCACGUUCGACAUUUCGCCGGACGAGUCUAUCCAGGUGUGCACAGAGAAGUGGCCGGAAAGCAGAAUGAACGGAAGCAUCUACAGUAUAUCAGCACUUCUGAUUCAAUACGGUCUACCACUGGUCAUCAACUGCGUCGCCUACAUCCGCAUCUGGAAUAAGAUGAAGACUCACAUGAUUUACGGAGGUCGAAAUGACCGCCAUCAGCGCAGGCAGAAGACCACGAAGAUGCUGCUGACCAUGGUGGUGGUCUUCGCUGUCAGCUGGUUGCCUUUCCACGCGUUCCAGUUGGCUGUAGACAUCGACAGCACCGUGUUGUAUAUGAAGGACUUUAAGCUGCUUUUCACUGUGUUCCAUAUUGUGGCGAUGUGCUCGACGUUUGUCAAUCCCAUCCUGUACGGGUGGAUGAACAACAACUACAGGACGGCCUUUUUGUCUGUGUUUAAGUGUUACCAGCCCGUCAAUUUCAGUUUGAGGCCAAGAUGCUCCAGUGGCAGAGAAACACCAAAAAAUGAAGGCGGGGUUUGUGCAGAUUGCAAAUCAACAAAUGUCUAAGUUGAAAGUUCAGAGAAAGUUCAUUGAUAAUCAUUUAUGGAAAUGUGAAGUUUUGUGUGGGCAUUUUGAAAGAUCAAUCAAUCAAUCAACCAAUCAUUUAAUAAUGACCACACAAGGUCGUGGAAUUUGCUUUCAGUAGAGCAGAGUGAGUAAGCUCAAACUAUAGUGUCAGUAACAUCAACAUAACAUUAAACCGCCGACUGUAUAUAAGAAGUGGAUGUAGUAACCAUGACGCCACCCAUUGGUUUGUGGACUGACGUUUUGAAGCCUCAAGUUCGGCAUUUUGGCCAUCACCAUCUUGUUUUUUUGCAACCAGAAGAGACAAGAGGAUGGAGCUAAGUACAACUGAAUGCUGUAUAAGACAUUUUCAGGUGACCAAAAAGGUUAUAAUUAAUUUUCGUGUACUGAAAACACGCUAUGAAAGGGUUAAAGUUCUUAGACGAAAACACGGAAAUCACCAAAACUGGACAACGCCUUGAUAGCAACCUGUCAAUCACAAGGUAGCCACGCCCUAAAGCAUACCCUGCUUUAUGGCCUAUUUGACUCUAAAUGGGAGCAUAAUUUACUAAAUGAACAUCAUGCUGUAUUGAAGAAGACUUGAAACUAGCGAUUGAGACCAUAAACUCAUGUUUACAAUGUUUACUGAGGUAAUAAAUCAAGAGAGAAGUAGGUAUGAUAUCACAACAGACAUUAUUCACAUAUUACCACCAGGGUGAGAGGGGACAGAGAUUUUUGUUCCUCUUCUGGUUGUGCAUGUUAGAUAUAGUGAUUCAAUUAGUGGGAGGGGGGAGCCAAUAAUCUUGGAUGAUUUAUUGACUAAGCGCUGCAGUUUUUUUUGUGUGUGACUGAUGAAAAGAUAAAAAUGGCCUCAAAUUUAAAGUGACUAAAUUAAAAAUGACUAACACUGCGACAAAGGGGGUCACUCUAGCCCUCAUUCCAAUCAAUACUUGCCAACUCACAAGUAUUUAUGAAUAAAACUAUGAUGGAUAUUCCUCUUUGUUGAUGCAGUUUGUCUGUCUUGUUUCUUUAUGAUUUUUCAGACUGUUCCUUCUGAUGUAUUAAAUAAUAUGAAUCCUGGAGCUCGGUUAAGUACAUGUCCCCCUCACUUUUAUUAUUUCAGGUUGAUGCAAAUGCUGAUACACUCAUCUUGUGAGUCGCCUUCACUUAUUACCUUCAGCGCUCAGAGCAAUGAGUAAUCACUAAGUGCUUUACAAACCUUU